Hemibagrus wyckioides is the source of this 3710-nucleotide messenger RNA. It is a transcript of the gene cpne9, whose product is annotated as copine family member IX. The record is from RefSeq and is a predicted model, not a curated record. Gene Ontology annotation, molecular function: calcium-dependent phospholipid binding. The coding region runs from base 233 to 1903 and encodes 556 amino acids. NCBI's taxonomy places the organism in Eukaryota, Metazoa, Chordata, Actinopteri, Siluriformes, Bagridae. Gene Ontology annotation, cellular component: plasma membrane. The transcript is spliced from 21 exons. Gene Ontology annotation, biological process: cellular response to calcium ion.
CGUCGCGCGCGCCUUCAGCUCGCGCCAGUUGUGUUCGCGGCGCGCGGACUCCAUCCGGAGUUUAUGUCCGUUAUGAGGUGGACAAGUCCGUCAGUGUUUCCCCAUUUUGUUUACAGCUGCUAUGAAAAGAGCGGACAUUUCUCAACUCGCACCUGAGUCUCGGACCGAAUAAAAAUAAAAUAUAAAACAGAUUUUAAAGAAGAAUUGUUGUGAAACUUUGACCGUCGGAGUGAUGGCGUCCAUCGGGGACUUCGACCCGCUUAACACCAGCGUCCCUGCUACUAAAAUAGAAGUGACCGUCUCGUGCAGAAACCUGCUGGACGUGGACACGUUCUCCAAGUCUGAUCCAGUUGUUGUCUUAUACGUGCAAGGAAUUGGGACAAAGGAAUGGAGAGAGUUUGGCAGAACCGAAGUGAUUGAAAACACUCUGAACCCAGACUUUGUGAGGAAAUUUGUUUUGGAUUACUUCUUCGAGGAGAAGCAGAACCUCCGCUUUGACGUAUAUAAUGUGGACUCCAGAAGUUCCAACAUUUCGAAGCAUAAAUCUUUCCUGGGCCAGACUUUCUGCACUCUGGGAGAGAUCAUCGGCUCGUCUGGAGCGCGUCUGGAGAGAGCGCUGUCGGGUAUUCCAGGCAAAAAAUGCGGGAACAUCGUAUUUACAGCAGAAGAGCUCAGCAAUUGCAGGGAUAUUGCCACCAUGCAGCUCUGUGCCAACAAGCUGGAUAAGAAAGAUUUCUUCGGGAAAUCGGACCCCUUCCUGGUGUUCUAUCGCAGCAACGAGGACGGCACGUUCACCAUCUGCCACAAAACAGAGGUGAUCAAAAACACUCUGAAUCCAGUGUGGCAGCCCUUCACCAUCCCUGUACGUGCUCUGUGUAAUGGAGAUUAUGACAGAACAGUUAAAGUGGAUGUCUAUGACUGGGACCGAGACGGAAGUCAUGAUUUUAUCGGUGAGUUUACCACCAGCUACAGAGAGCUGUCUCGAGGCCAGAGCCAGUUUAACGUCUACGAGGUCCUCAAUCCCAAAAAGAAAGGAAGGAAAAAGAAAUACAUAAACUCUGGCACAGUGACGCUUUUGUCCUUCAAAGUGGAAUCUGAGUACACUUUUGUGGACUUCAUCAGGGGCGGGACUCAGCUCAACUUCACAGUAGCCAUAGACUUCACCGCGUCCAAUGGUAACCCAGCCCAGCCCACAUCUCUCCACUACAUGAGUCCAUAUCAGAUGAACGCCUACGCGAUGGCAUUAAAAGCAGUUGGUGAAAUCAUUCAGGAUUAUGACAGUGACAAACUUUUCCCUGCUUAUGGGUUCGGAGCUAAAAUUCCUCCUGACGGAAACGUCUCUCAUGCUUUCCCCCUGAACUCAGACUGUGAGAAUGCUAACUGUGUGGGAAUUGAGGGAGUCCUGGAAGCUUAUUACGAAUGUCUGAGAACAGUGCAGCUCUACGGACCCACGAACUUUGCUCCUGUCAUCAAGCAGGUGGCACAGGCCGCAGCAGGCGUGACAGACGGCUCGCAGUACUACGUGUUGCUCAUGAUCACAGAUGGAGUCAUCUCGGACAUGGUGCAGACUAAAGAGGCUGUGGUCGAUGCCUCCUCCCUGCCCAUGUCAAUCAUCAUCAUUGGGGUGGGGCCUGCUGAGUUUGAUGCGAUGGAGGAGUUAGAUGGUGACGAGGUGCGGGUGUCCUCCCGGGGCCGUGCCGCCGAACGGGACAUUGUUCAGUUUGUGCCAUUUAGGGACUACAUCGACCGCUCGGGAAAUCAGGUAUUGAGCAUGGCUCGUCUGGCCAAGGACGUACUGGCUGAGAUUCCCGAGCAGCUGCUGUCUUUCAUGAAGAGCCGUGGCAUCGAACCCAGACCUGCUCUGUCCCACUCUCCUCCACCACAUCUCCACGUACAUCUCUGAUCCCAUGUCAAGCUCCUGUUCACAGAUUAGCUGGAUAUAAUAACCUAAUAUCAAAUACUGACUGAAACAAUAACUGUAUAAUAUAGUCUAGAUCGUAUGUGGUUAUGUCACGCUCUGAUUAUUAAUGAUCACUAUGUUUGUCAUGGGUUUGCACUUACUCAGGUUUUCAGUAACGUCUCGUCAGUUCUGGUUGUACGACAUCUCUCGCACAUUAUCGGCCUCUACCUGCUAUAGAUGUGUGUGUCCAAGAUGGACGGUUUAACACGUGCACACUUGUCGGUGUGUCUUUAGCAUGUAGUGCAGCGCCUGAUGGUUAUUCGUUUGCCUUCACCCUCUCCGUCUUCGUUUUUCUUUUCCUCUUGAACAUUCACCCUGAGAGAAACAAGUGGUGUAAAUAUGUGCAGCUCUUUCUAAACGGAGGUUUUAUAAACAGAAAUUAAACAGACACUAUCGAUAAAGAGGACUAAAGAUGUUGUUUACCCUCAACGAUUAUUCCGCAGGAACUUAUAUAUUUUUACAUUUAGUUAUGUUGCAUUUCAUGUCAACGCUUGCUGCUAUAACAGGUACAGAUCGUCGUUGCCUCUUGCUUUCUCUCACGACUGGAAAUAAAAUGCAGCUCGUCAUGUUACGGAGAAACCGCCAAGGGCGAAAUCAUCCCUGAACACGUGCCAUAUGGCAGAAAACUUUUAAAAGGAAAAGUUUAUUGAGUCUCCCAAAGUGACUCAUGUAGAAUAUAGAAUUCUUCAGCAGAAUGUGUUCAUCAUGGAUUAGCAAUUUUAUUUAUAAUGGUUUGUUUCCUUUCCAAGUCCUUGGGUUAUAUCGCUUCACACUCAACAAUGCUUAUCUGUAAAUAUCGUGUCCAUAAGCGGGAAUGAAUUAAUAGUUAAAUUACAACAUUUCAACUACUGCAUAAUAAUGUCAUAUCGUUUCUACAUCACAACCUUGUACAUUUUUGUAGCUUAACGUUCUCUUUAAAUAAAUGAAAACGACACGUGGAUGAUAAUAACUCAGACGGUUGAGCAGAUCUCCAUGAGGAAUGUAAAGCGUAUCUAUUAGGAAUUAGGAGAUAUGUACAACUCCUCCUAACAGCUACUACUUAACUAGUCAUUUUCAGCAGUUAGCAGUUAGCGUUAAGGAAGAACUGCACAUUUGUUUCAGCUUACUUACCUGCAUAGUUACUUGAUGAGUUAUGGAACGGUAUUGUUGACGUGGAGAUGAUAAUGUAUUAGAGCCAGCACAUUAAUGUAUACCUGUGAUUUGCCACACAGCUGGAGCUACUAUAAAAUCAGUGGAGGUAAAAAAAAAAAAAAAAGGCAGGAUGAAAAAUGGGACAGAUCGCUCUAAGUGUUUGUGCUGAGGAAAUUAUUAUCAGUGUUUGGGAGCAGAAGAAGUGUGUAUCCGGCUGUGAAGUUAUGGAUGAGGUAGGAGUAAUGGCACUGUACUGAAAAUGUAAUUAUAUUGUUCUGUAAGCCGCACAGCAUUUUGCAUGUACACAUCUGCACAAGCUGCUCCGAUAUGAGCGGAUGUUUUCCACACACAGAUCCAGAUGUUGCAUGCUUGAAUUUUCCAUCCAGUGAGACGACAUACAGUCUCACAUGAGUCUAUUUGUACAGGUUUAUUGUGCUCGUGUGCCAUCUUGUGUUAAACAAUGUAGUCACAUGUAGCUGUGCAAAAAAAGUGUAAUAUCUACAAUAUUGAAUCAUUUCCCCCCCCCAGUAUAGUGUUAGGAUGUGAAGGACAAUUUCAGUUUUUUCUUUGCCUCCAGUGUUUAUUCUGAAAUAAAGCAUGUAUGUCUGGUACAAUGUCA